This is a messenger RNA of Nilaparvata lugens (brown planthopper), 1254 nucleotides long. Its product is annotated as piggyBac transposable element-derived protein 3-like. The record is from RefSeq and is a predicted model, not a curated record. The coding region runs from base 1 to 1254 and encodes 417 amino acids. The transcript has a single exon. Lineage: Eukaryota; Metazoa; Arthropoda; Insecta; Hemiptera; Delphacidae.
AUGCCUAGGGAGAGAUUCAGAGAAAUAAGAAAUAAUUUAAAGGUUGUCAAUGACCUCACUGUACCGGAAACAAGAAAAGAUGAAGAUAAACUCUGGAAGGUGAGGCCUUUCCUUGACUCUGUAAAAGGUGGCUGCUACAAGAUGUGUCGAAGAACUCAACUUUCCAUUGAUGAACAAAUGGUUCCCUUUACUGGACACUCUAACAUUAAACAGCAUGUUCCAGGAAAACCAAACCCUGUAGGUUUAAAGAAUUUUGUUCUUGCUGAUCCCAGUGAAUUGGUAUUGGACUUUGAAAUCUACCAGGGAAAAGGUACCUUGUUAGGGAAUGAUCCUAGACUACUAGUGGGAGAAGCAGCAGUUCUUCGUCUGCUUCAUUCUGUUCCUCCUGGCACAGGCAUCUUCACUGACCGGUGGUUCACUACGGAGAAGUUACUGGACAUAGCAGGCCAAAAAGGUAUAUGUGUGACAGGCACAAUCAUGAAAAAUCGAUGUCCAAAGAUAGACUUGAUUCCCGAUAAGGACUUAAUGAAGAUGCCACGGGGGACAACAGAUUCAUUUGUCUCAAAAGCCAGUGAAGAUGGGACCAGAGUGGCAGUAUGUAUCACCAAAUGGCUGGACAGCAAGCCACUAUUGAUGAUGUCCAGUGCAUUUGGUGAUGCACCACAAGAUAAAUGCAAGCGAUGGUCAAAAGAAGCCAGGGUGCAUUUGGAGGUGACCAGACCACAAGUUGUUAGUAAAUAUAAUAAAUUUAUGGGUGGGGUGGACAUGUCCGAUCGCAUGAUAUCGUACUACAGAAAUGGCUACAGAACAAAUAAAUGGACGCUCAGAACCAUCAUGCAUUUCACAGAUCUUUCCACAAGUAAUGCAUGGAUCCAAUACAGGCAUGAUCAGCUGCAGGUUGGGAAACAGAGGAAAGAUAUAAUGGAUUUUUUGAAUUUUAAAAGAACUCUUGGUAGUGGAAUGAUAUCAACAGUUGAAAGUGAUGAAGGUGAAAACACUGAAGAGGAAGAAAAUUCAGAAGUAGACGGUUCAGAGGAUGAGGAUGAGGAGUAUGGAGCAGGCGAACCUGGAAGAAAGAAAAUUCGACCCCUCACAGGAAAAAAAUUCCGAAAACGAAAGGCAGAGCAUAUGCCAGAGAUGGUUAAAUCAAAAAAUGCUAAACGGUGCUGCAGGGAAGGGUGCAAGGGAAAAGAGCAAGUGAAGUGCACUACCUGCAAACUCUUCCUCUGCCUCACUUGCGAAAGAAAUUGCUAA